AUGGACGGUCCGGGGACGAAGAAAAGUAUUAGACUCGUGAAUCUUCUUCCCAGGAGUAAAUGGAAGCAACUUGAUACAUCAGCCGCCCCUGGCUUUCCGGUGGGCGCGGAUAUCUCCGGUCAAGGUGUUUUAGAGGAGAAUUCAAAGUCAAAAAAAGGAAAAAUGCCAAAAUCAAUUAUGACAUCAGGAUUUCGGUUGAUUCAAUCUCCCGUCUUUCCGCAGAAACUGGUAUCGUGUAGACAUAUCGAAGCUUUAAAGCCGCCGCGCGUGCAACCGUACGGUAUCGCACGUAGGAGAACACUUGGAUUCCAGGGUGCUGACCAUGUGUUCAAGCCUUCGGUAGAAGCGGCUCGCGGGAAGGCCCAAAAUGAUCAAAUGAUCUUGAUCUUUGAGACUGAACCGGGUUCACGAGCAUCGGGAGAGGCGGGAGAGCGUCAAGAGAGAUGGAUGAUGACACCACAUCAUGAAGUCGAUUGA
Messenger RNA from Acaulospora morrowiae, 477 nucleotides. The record is from the annotation of a GenBank genome assembly. NCBI's taxonomy places the organism in Eukaryota, Fungi, Glomeromycota, Glomeromycetes, Diversisporales, Acaulosporaceae.